CCGGGUCAUGGUUUACAUUAUUCCUCUCUUCCACUCGAAUCUACCCACUUGUUUGAAUAGAGAAACAGCGCUGGGAGGUGGAACGCAAACAGCGUUAUAAAGUAUAAUCUAUUGCCAAUGCAUCGCAUUACUCGUGGAAUUCCCAAAACUUCAGUCUAUUCUGUGAUCCAGUUUAAACCACCUCUGAUCUACUAGGCAUCUCCAGUUCCCUUCUGACUUGCCUGUGACCUCAGUGGAUACGUCCUCACCUCGACUCCGAGGGACUCAGUCACUGUGACGUGGAGAACAUAGGUCGGGAUGGUAUGAUGAAAAAUGACAAAUUGUCUUUCCACAACACUCCGCUUCGUCAUGAUUCCCUAAGAUUACACUUGGGCAAAAUGAUGACGUUUAUGAUUACAGACUGGGUUACACGCGUCUCCUCAAUCCUACUUAAAACGACCACAGAAUUGCAGUUAUUCCACAACGAUGUCUAGUCCUAAUAUCAAACAACGGCUCAAACUCAAUACGGGAGGAGAAAUCCCUGCCAUUGGCCUCGGAACAUGGAAGUCUGAACCAGGUGCAGUGGAGAAAGCCGUAUCAUUCGCCCUCGAGAAUGGGUACACCCACAUCGACACCGCAACAGCCUACGGUAACGAGGCUGAAGUCGGUAAGGGAAUCAAACAAUCUGGCGUGCUUAGGCCAAAUGUAUUCGUGACAACGAAAUUAAACAAUCCGGAUAUGGGGAAGGGACGUCCAGAGAAGGCGUUGCAAAAUUCGUUAUUGCAACUGGAUUUGGACUAUCUGGAUCUUUGGCUGAUGCAUUGGCCUGCUCCGAUGACUGAAGACCAGAAGGCAGACAAAUCGGUUGAUUGGCUCGACACUUGGCAUGAGAUGGAGAGGCUACACAAAGAACAACCCAACAAGAUUAAGGCCAUUGGUGUGUCCAACUUCUCCCAAGAAUUCAUGGAGCGACUGCUAUCGAACUGUUCAGUCGUUCCAGCCGUUAACCAAAUCGAACUUCAUCCCGGAUGUUCCCAACAAUCAUUAGUGGACUUCUGUCAGAAAAAAGGAAUCGUCGUCUUCGGUUACUCGCCUUUAGGAAGUGACAAUGCCCCUUUAUUCAAGAAUCCGAUUGUCAAGGAACUUGCCGACAAACAUAAGGUAUCUCCCAACACAAUUUUGAUCUCGUUACAGGUUAAUAGGCCUAAUGUUGGCGGUGAGUUCUAUGACGGUAUACUGUACUCGUAAUGUCGGCUGUUUGCUCAUUAUCCGUCUGCGUUACCACAGUUAUAGUGAAGUCUGUAAACGAAGACCGCAUUCUCGCCAAUUUAAAGACUAUUCAGUUGUCGGAAGAGGAAAUACACGCUUUGAACGAUAUGUCGAGGACGGAACCAUUCAGGGUGGCGCACCCUCGGUGGACCGGCUGGGGGAAUAUUGGCUUCACGGAGGCGGUCUAGUUUAUCCAUACAACUAUAGGGCAUUGAAUGAAGGAGAUAUUGUGCUCCCAUGGAAAUAUAAAAGUGUUGCUGUCAAUUGCGAAAAUGGCAGAGUAGAGUGGAAUCGACGAGUAAAGAAGAAAAUUGAACUCUUUUCCCCCCCACUCCUCUCCUUGGCCAUCUAUUUUCAUUUUCCUCACUGUGGCCUUCAGAAGACUUUUUUACAAGUAAUCGGGUCAUCCUCCUAUUAUCGACUCAUCGGAAUUGCGAAC
Molecule: messenger RNA, 1687 nt
Organism: Marasmius oreades (fairy-ring Marasmius)
Lineage: Eukaryota; Fungi; Basidiomycota; Agaricomycetes; Agaricales; Marasmiaceae
Exons: 8
Coding region: 466-1227 (253 amino acids)
Molecular function (GO): oxidoreductase activity
Source: RefSeq, a predicted model, not a curated record